ACCCUUCCCACACCGCGACACCCCGCUACCAUCCUGCACCUACAGCCAUGUCCGGACUCGAAAAUGCCCUCUUCAACCUCAAGUUUACCGCCAAGUCGCUGAACCGCCAGGCCCUCAAGGCCGGCAAGGAGGAGCAGGCGGAGAAGACGAAGCUGGAAAAGGCCAUGAAGCAGGGCCACAACGACAUCGCCCGCAUCUACGCUGGAAACGCCAUCCGCAAACAAAACGAGAAGCUCAACCUCCUGCAACUCGCCUCGCGCGUCGACGCCGUCGCUGGCCGCGUUCAGACAGCAGUCACGAUGCGCCAAAUCACGGGCAACAUGAUGAAGGUCAACCGGAGUCUAGACGUGGCCAUGAAGUCGAUGAGUCCCGAACGGAUUGCCGCCGUCAUGGUGGAUUUCGAGAAACAAUUCGAAAACGUAGACUCCGCUACCGAACUCUACCAGGACAUCACCUCGUCGGCCACCGCCGUCGGCACCCCACAGGAAGACGUCGAUCGCCUCAUGGCCCAGGCAGCAGACAAGGCUGGCGUCGACUUGCAGCAGGACCUACAAGCCGCCACACCGGCCAAGACAAAGGUAGGUCCUACGGAGCAGGAGGAAGAAGCCUUUACAGAGCGGCUGCGAGCGUUGAGAAACUGAGCUGCAGCCUCUGACCAAUUUGACUGGCUUUCUCGGUGUAUUGGAGUUGGGGGGGGGGUGUCAUGUUCUUUUUGGAAACGCUUCUUUAGGAAGACUACAUUUGAUUUCUGCAACGCCAAUGCUGUUCAUGACCAAAAUCAAACACCAAUCUACGGAAAUGGACCCACAUGCUGAGUCCCUGCAUGGCUAUGGCUGCCAACCAACUUU
Messenger RNA from Exserohilum turcica Et28A, 848 nucleotides. RefSeq lists its product as uncharacterized. The transcript is spliced from 4 exons. Bases 48 to 641 code for a protein of 197 amino acids. Gene Ontology annotation, biological process: endosome transport via multivesicular body sorting pathway; late endosome to vacuole transport; protein transport. The record is from RefSeq and is a predicted model, not a curated record. NCBI's taxonomy places the organism in Eukaryota, Fungi, Ascomycota, Dothideomycetes, Pleosporales, Pleosporaceae. Gene Ontology annotation, cellular component: multivesicular body; ESCRT III complex.